AUGGCUGUCGCUGUCUCAGCUCGAUCUCACCAAGUCAGUAGCAGCCUUCCCGCUGAUUCAGCAGCUACUGCCUCGAAUGUGUCAACGUCACAAUCGUCCAAUCCCAGCCGUUCCUUACACGAUGCUGUAUCCUCAUUCGCGGAUCUUGUUCUCGGCGCUUCCAGCAAUCGCGCUGUACAAGAAGCACGGCCUGACGGACACUCCGCAUCUCAAGCCGGGAUUUCCGGACAAACCUUGGCUCGUGAAGUAGCUUCUCCCGAAGCUGACCUGUCAGCACAGCUGUCCGUCGCGGACCUGCUGACGUGUCUCUCGCGGAUUGAAGAGCGGUCCGAGCAGGUAAAGGCGGAGAUCAUACAGGAGGUGGAAGGCAGACACGAGGAGCUUCGGCAGCUGAUGUGGCACGCGUGCCAGGCUGGCGAUGACGUAGCGGUUCUGCUAGCUGAGGUGGAUGCCCUGGCUGCCAGCGUGUCACCAGCAGAAGCUACCGAAUCCGGACCUAGCGGAAAGGGGGGAGGAGGGAAUCAUGAUCCUGGCUCGGGACCAGCUUCGGUAACAGGCUCGGGGAUAGGUCUAGGCUCGGGAGCAGCACUAGGGUUUGUGGGGGAGGUGGUAAGGGCCACCAAUGAGGUGCGAGCGUUGAAUCAAGCAGCCAAUGAGAAAGCAGAGAUUCGGAAAGCAGUGGAGGAGAUUGUUCAUCUCCAAAGGAAGAAGGCAGAGAUGCAAGUGCUGCUGGGGAGAGGAAAGCUCCUGGAAGCUGCGACUCUUGCUCGGGCUCUUAAAGCCUCCUUCGUGGAGGGUGAUAAGGCUGAUAUGGGGAGGCCAAAGGAGGGGAGGGACGGGGAGGGAGAGGGGGGUAAGCAGGGCGAGGGAGAGGGGAAGGGCGGAGAGGAGGAGCAGGGGGAGGAGCCUGUGGUGGCGACUCUGCUGCGGCAGCAAGUGGACGCCAGCUGUAAGCAGCUGCAGCACACCCUGGAGCAGCAGCUGUGGCAGAUGCUGGUGAUCGACCCUUCCAGCCACUCCAUCCGUAUUGUCACAUCCGCUGCACUCACACCUGCCAUCACCAGUGCCUCUUCUGCUUCGUCUCCUGUUGUGCAUUUACCAGAGGUGCUUUCUGCACUAGAAGUGCUGACAUUGCCAGUGCUCCCACCACCAUCAGCACCAUCAACGUCAGCAGCAGCACCAACAGCAUCAGCACCAUCAGCCUCACUGCCAGUAGCAGCAGCGCCGCUAUGGUCCAGAAUAGCAGCAUCCAUCCAUUCAGCCAUCGUGCUGCCGCUGCUCUCCUCCCCAUCCGCCUCCCUCAUCGCCUCACCACCUGCUGAUGCCAGCCCUGCUUCCCCAAGGGACGCUGCCUCUCCCCCUGCUGUUGCUCUGAUCCAUGUGCAAUUCGAAACCUCCACUACACAACCAGCAACACAUGCGGCACCAACUGCAGCACAUUCAGAAUCUUCAGCAGCAGGAGCAGCAGGGGCUGCAGUACAAGAGCCAGUGACGCCAUUUCAUCUGUACCCUCUCCUCCUCGACCUCAUCCGCUUCCUCAGCCGCCACCUCGCCUGCAGUGGGGAUGGCAGCAGCACCAUCCGACUGCAGCGCCUAGCUGCUGCCCUGUGGCCGCGCAUGGCAGACAGCAUCAUCGAGAGGUGUUUGGCAUUGGCCGUGCCUCAGGAGACGAGGGAGCUGGCUCGCUUUCAGGAGGUGGUGGAGGUGACACGCGCGUUCGAAGCAGCCCUUCGAGCGGAAGGGUUCCUCGCGCCCCUUCCUAAAGCUUCUGCAGCACUCAAGGAUGUGAAGGCCCGGGCAGGGGGAGCAAAGAGAGCAGCAGCACCUGUGGGGGACAGGCUGAUGGCGUAUGCGGCAGACGUGGACGUGCACUUCGCAGAGAAGAAACGAGUGGCAGCUCUGGCGGCUGUGCGGCACCUGCUGCUCAAGGGAGACUUCUCAGCCUCACGGCUUGUGGUGACUCCUGUCAGUCCAGACGUGAGCAAUGUAUCGCUACAGCCAGCAGUGUUUGGUCAACAGCUGCUACAGCUGGUGGUGGGAGAGGCAGGCACUGCUGCUGCUGCUGAAGUAACGUCUGACUUGGACAACUCGGUAUUCUUCUGGGAGCCGUGCCACGUCAGCGAGCCAGUGUGCAAGAUACUCGAAAUCGUUCACAACACCAUGGAGGAAGCUUCCCAGUCCACGGAUCGUACGGCCAUGGAGCUCUAUCGGGCAGCACGAGACAUCUUCACCCUCUACCGUGCCCUGCCAUCCUCCGCUCCAGUGGACGUGGCACAGCUGGCAAUGAUAGCAGUGAACGAUCGCCUGCUUCUCAGCCACGUGUGCCUCUCCCUCGCGCUGCAGUACCGCGCGCGCCUGCCAGCUGGCGUGCGCCACGUGGCCACCUUUGCUGACGUGGCGCCGUUCCUGCGCCAGCUGGCGGAGGAGCAGAUGCAGCGCGUGUUGGAGAGGCACCACGGGUACCUGAUGGAAGCAUUGGACGGGGCGCAGGGGUUUAGGAACACGGAUGAGGAGGAGGUUUAUCGCUCUGCGCUGCGGGCUCUGAAGCAGGGGUUCAGGAACACGGAUGACGAGGAGGUUUAUCGCUGCGCAGUGCGGGAGCGACACGACACCACGCACAGGCGGUCCACCAUCUCGCCCGCCUCUCAUCUGUCUGGCGGCCAGUCUCACACCGCCCAUCUUCUACCUCCUUACACACGUCACACUAAUCCCUUCCCACCACUCACCCCCACCCACUCCCGGCACAUCCCCCUCCCCUCGCCCCUCUCUCCCUUUUCGCAGGUGGUCCACCAUCUCGCCCACCUCUCCUCUGUGUGGCGCCCAGUCUCACCGCCCUCGCGUUACCUCCGAGCCAUGAGUCGUCUCGUCUCUGCUGCACUCUCCCGCUGCUGCGCGCAUGUGCUCGCCCUGCCAGACAUCUCAGUGGAUGAGACCGAGCAG
Closterium sp. Naga37s-1 is the source of this 2940-nucleotide messenger RNA. NCBI's taxonomy places the organism in Eukaryota, Viridiplantae, Streptophyta, Zygnematophyceae, Desmidiales, Closteriaceae. The record is from the annotation of a GenBank genome assembly.